CCCUGUCGGGCGACAGUAGCACCGACUCCGGUGCUCAGGGGGUCCGGUCGUGAGCAGGGAGAAGUCGCCCGCCUCGUGCAGCGCUCCCACAACGGUUCUUCCAACCGUCUCCGGCGGCGGCAACCGCUAAGGGAGCUGCGCAGCAGAGCGACUGGCUUGGGGGGAUGGGAGAGAGCGAGCGAGGAGGAGGGGGUGGAGCGAGAGCGAGGAAGACCGGCAGGCCCCACUCACGCGAGACAAGAGAGUCAGCCCAGCCUUGGAGCGGACGGCAGGAAGUGCGCUUGCGCGUUGGUGAGAAGCCCGGUUGUUGUGGGGAGAGGUGGAGAGGAGCCCGGAGGUAGUCCAGUUAAAGAAAGAGGUUGCGAACUCCACCUUUUUGCUUCCCAUAAAACUAUCAGAUCCUCAGAGGUCACCUUUCUGCUCUCUCGGGGAGGAUGUGAAGAGGCAAUAGUGGUCCUGUGUUGCAGGAACCGUGGCGUCGGGGUGUGGAAAAGUUCUCUGCUGCUCUGCCGCACCAAGAACAACAACAAGCAUGAAAGCAGGCUACUAGCAAUUUUGAGAGCUUGCAGAAACAUUGCAAGGAAAAUGAAGUUCCCUAUUUUCAUAGCAGAUGCAUUCACAGCAAAAGCAUUUCGUGGGAAUCCUGCUGCUGUUUGCCUCCUAGAAAAUAAAUUGGAUGAAGACAUGCAUCAAAAAAUUGCAAAGGAAAUGAAUCUCUCUGAAACUGCUUUUAUCCAAAAACUACACCCAACUGACAACUUUACACAAAGUUCCUGCUUUGGAUUAAGGUGGUUUACACCAGUGAGUGAGGUUCCUCUCUGUGGCCACGCUACCCUGGCUUCUGCAGCUGUGCUGUUUCACAAAAUAAAAAACAUGAAUAGCACCCUAACGUUUGUCACUCUGAGUGGGGAACUAAAGGCCAGAAGAGAAGAGGAUGGUAUCGUCCUGGACCUGCCUCUUUAUCCAGCCCAUCCCCAGGACUUCCAUGAAGUGGAGGAUUUGAUAAAGACUGCCAUAGGUGACACACUGGUUCAGGACAUCCGCUAUUCCCCAGAUACCCGAAAGCUCCUGGUACGGCUCAGUGAUACUUACAACAGGUCAUUUCUGGAGAGCCUGAAAGUGAACACACAGAAUCUGCCGCAAGUGGAAAACACAGGGAAGGUGAAAGGACUCAUUCUCACCAUCAAGGGAGAGCCUGAUGGGCAGACUCAAGCGUUUGACUUUUACUCCAGAUAUUUCAGUCCAUGGUUUGGUGUGGCCGAAGACCCUGUAACAGGGUCUGCACAUACUGUUCUCAGCAGCUACUGGUCCCAGCAACUGGGGAAGAAAGUCAUGCACGCCUUUCAGUGUUCCAGCCGGGGAGGAGAAUUGAAGAUUUCCCUGCGUCCUGAUGGACGAGUUGACAUCAAGGGACGUGCUGCUCUUGUUUUAGAGGGCAUGCUGACGGCCUAGACGCGCUUGUGCGCGAUGCUGCGAUCUUGACUUACUAUUUUCCACGUAGAAAGAAAUGUAAGGGGCUGCUUUGAAUAAAGUUUGCAUAGUAGUCUACUUAAUCCUCACCUUAGACAUAGAACAACAAAGACAUAUUAAUGGAAAUUUAAUAAUGCUUCCUGACUAAUUAACUAAUGGAGUUUUGGCUCUACCUGUGAGUAUAUUUGAAAUGUAAGUAACUAAUAACAAAGAAUAAUGUCACCUUUGAUUAUGAGUACCAAUCACAAAAUGAGGAACAAAUUUAUGAGGAGUAAGAUCAAACCAUUUAAACUUAGGUGUGAGUACCAGAUAGACUAUUUUGUAGCCAUUGAAAAGACCCAAUAACUAUGAGGAAAUAUUAAAAAAAAUUUCAUGAUACAAUACCAAGAAAGAAAAUCACAGUAGAGUAUAAACUGUUAGCGACGUUAUGCUGUGUCUGUGGAGAAUACGAAUUUAUAUGGACAGAGACGGAUCAUGAAGAUAGAAAAGUGAAAAGAGUUCACGUGUAGAGGGUAAGAUUGGAGUAAUUUUAAUGUACCUAAAAAGUUAUUUUCUUCAUUGGAACACACUCAUGUUUAAUAACUAAAAAUCAGGACAUGUAGCUAAAUAACUAAAAAGCCCAGAAUUUUUUUAAAUGUAUGUGUGAUAGAGUGGUAGUAAAAUUAAACAUGAA
Molecule: messenger RNA, 2143 nt
Organism: Globicephala melas (long-finned pilot whale)
Lineage: Eukaryota; Metazoa; Chordata; Mammalia; Artiodactyla; Delphinidae
Gene: PBLD
Product: phenazine biosynthesis like protein domain containing
Biological process (GO): biosynthetic process
Cellular component (GO): cytoplasm
Molecular function (GO): isomerase activity
Source: RefSeq, a predicted model, not a curated record